CAAAAUGCGUGCUCGGUCACGUCGUUCCUUGACGCACGUUCAAGUGGACGUCCCUGCUGCGUCAUUAGCGCGCAGCCUCGAUCCUGAUGCACUUCUUUUCCCGAAAGCCUAAAGAUAGAUGUUUCGAUUUCAGUCCCUGGAUGAAGACUGUACGCUGGAGGAAGAAGACGAGGGAUUGAUAGAAGAGGAAGAUGAAAUUGAUCAGUUCAACGACGACACCUUUGGAGCUGGGGCCAUCGAUGAUGACUGGCAGGAGGAACAUAAACGCCUCGCUGAGCUCGAUGAGCGGGAUGAGCGGGAUGGGCUUGGAGGAGGGGGAGGAGGAGGACGAGGACGAGGAGGAGGACGAGGAGGAGGAAUGGGGGUGGGAAAAGAAUCUCAUUUAAGAGGAGCUGAGGACUCAUCCUCCACCCAUCUCCCUACCUCUGCAGGCCAUCUCCCCCUCCCAUCUUCCCUCCCUUCACUUAACUUCUCCUCGUCUUCCUCCGGACUGCCCCCACCAGAUGUAGAGGAUCGAGGGAGGGAAGGUGGCUUGGCUGAGUCCCUUGCCAGACUCAUCCUUGAGGCUGACCCAGCCAUCGCUGGAGUCGGAGCGACUGAGAGGCCCUGUCCAUCCAUAAGCUCUUCAGGAUCCAGCCUGGCCGCUCUGCAGGGGCUGGAUCGUCCCAGAGUCCUGCCCCAGCACUCCUCCAUACCAACUCAACCACACCAGCAUCCCCGUCACCCCCAGCACCAGCUGCCUCCUGGGCCCUCCACUUCAGGCCUUCAUACUGGCCCUCCUCCAUCAUCAAUGCUCAGCUACCAACAGCAGCAGCACUUGCUGCGCAGAGGAUCUGCUCCUAUUGGCCAGAUGAACUCUCACAAUAUCUGGGAGAACAGUAUGGGUUUUGGGCCGGUAAGUGUCACCCCUGGACUGGUCACACACAUGGAGGAUAGUCCACUAAUGUCUAUAAUCAAAGAGGUGGGCCUUCCUAAAUUACCUCCUCAGGGUAGGAAUGAUGAAGGACGGGACUUGUCAGAGAGGGUCCCACCUCCACGGUCUUCUUCCCCUGUGAUUGGCUCCCCUCCGGUAAGGGCAGUGCCUAUAGGGACCCCUCCAAAACAGCCAAUGAGCCACGCUCUGAAUCAUCAGACCCACCAUCCCACAGCAGUUCAUGUGAGAGCCCCGAUCCAGCACAGAUACCCACCUCCUUUCCCUGAGCGUCUGUCACCCAACACCCUCCUCAAUAUAGCUAACUCUCCGCUGUGCCGCGGUCCAUUCCCUCCUGGAGUUGGUCCAGUUUUGUCUCAGAUUCAACGGGCCCAACUGCUCAAUUCUCAGGUGGCAGGUUUUGCCCGUGGUGGACCAGCACCUGCAUUGUUACCAGGUGGUGGAGGUUUCAGGCCAUUCUUUGGGGGCCCUCCUCCUCCACACAGUCACCGAAUGGGCCCACUGCCCCCUCAUGGCCCCCCAAACCACGCGCCACCCAUCCGGCACAAUACCACCCACCUCCACCCUCAGCAUCGCCGCAUGCUCACCCAGCGAAUGCAGAGUCGAGGAGGGGACCGUGGCAGAACUGGAGGGGACCGGCGCAGUAGGGACCCCUACAGUAAUCUGAUGACUCAGAAAGAGAAGGAGUGGGUUACCAAGAUCCAGAUGAUGCAGCUGCAAAGUACUGACCCUUACCUGGACGACUACUACUAUCAGAAUUACUAUGAAAAGAUGGAGAAACGUCAGGAAAAAGAGAGAGACAGCAGCAAAAAGGAACACACCACCAAACUCAUUACUCCACAGGUCGCCAAGGUUGAACAUACCUACAGACCAGUUCAGUUUGCAGGCUCUUUAGGUAAGCUGACGGUCUCUAGUGUCAACAAUCCCCGCAAGAUGAUUGAUGCUGUGGUGACAACUCGCACAGAUGAUGAGGAGAAAAGAGAGAAGCAGGUUUGGAAUAAGAGACGACAGAUCCUCUACACUGUGGAAAAGAUGUACAGUUUGCUGCUGGAGGUUCAAGACUUUGAGAAACGUUUUGUCCAGGCACCAGAAGAGGACAGGGAGGCUCUGCUGGAGCAGCAUAAAACCAACACGGUGCAGCUGUGCAACUCUCUGCGGGAGAAGGAGUGGGAGGACAGAGUAAGUGAUGAGCAGUGUGUGAUGAUCAUGUCAGUGAGGAAGGGCAAGCGGCUCAUAUCCAGGCUACUCCCUUUCCUGCCCUCACCCCAGGCCACCGCCAUUGUCAUGGCGAUUGCACGCAAUCUUCCUGCCCUUGCCAAGAAGGACAAGCAGGACCAGGUGCUGUGCUGGUUAGUGGACCCGGUUUCUGCAGUGAUCCAAUCAUUGUCAAGCGCCGCCCUCACAGACUUGCUUCAGGAGCUUCAAGGCACGGAUGGCCAGCUGGCCACAGUACUGCACAACAAGUUUGGUGUGACACUGCUGUAUUUGAUCCUGAGUGAAGGAGAGAGGAUGCAAAGCUCUGACCCCAACUGUGAACUCAUGGAUGACAAUCGAUGGACUGAGUUGGUAUUUUCAGUAACAAGGGAGUUGCUCAGUGUUCCCUCCUCAUCCCUCUCCUCUCCCCUCUUCACCCCUCCAAACCUGCUCUCGCUCUUCUCGCGCUACGUCGAUCGGCAGAGGCUGGAGCUGCUACAGAACAAGCUACAGAUCCCUGCUUUGUCCAGGUAGAAGUUACUACAGACACCAACACAACCCCCUCCCCACUGAUGCAGACCUUUCUUUUUGUGUGUGUGUCAGAGGAGAGAAUGGUUUGCUCUUGAGGUGAAUCCAUGGUGGAUAAUUUUAAUCCAGCAAAAUCUCUAGUCACUUGUUUUUUUUUUUUUUUUUGUGUUUAGUCUCGUGUGUGUGUGUGUGUGUGUGUGUGUGUGUGUGCGCGCGUGUGCGUGCGAGCGAAUGACAGUGAUAUAGAGUGCAUGAGACAUGUACAGUCUGAAUGACGAUAAAAAUGAAAUCUGCAUUUUUAAAUAUCUUGUUUACAAUUAUGCCAGUGAUG
This is a messenger RNA of Xiphias gladius (swordfish), 2984 nucleotides long. RefSeq names its product PAT1 homolog 1, processing body mRNA decay factor (gene patl1). NCBI's taxonomy places the organism in Eukaryota, Metazoa, Chordata, Actinopteri, Istiophoriformes, Xiphiidae. The transcript is spliced from 20 exons. Gene Ontology annotation, molecular function: RNA binding. Gene Ontology annotation, cellular component: P-body. Gene Ontology annotation, biological process: P-body assembly; deadenylation-dependent decapping of nuclear-transcribed mRNA. The coding region runs from base 119 to 2659 and encodes 846 amino acids. The record is from RefSeq and is a predicted model, not a curated record.